Molecule: messenger RNA, 1797 nt
Organism: Phyllopteryx taeniolatus (common seadragon)
Lineage: Eukaryota; Metazoa; Chordata; Actinopteri; Syngnathiformes; Syngnathidae
Gene: bcs1l
Product: mitochondrial chaperone BCS1
Exons: 7
Coding region: 321-1583 (420 amino acids)
Biological process (GO): protein insertion into mitochondrial inner membrane from matrix; mitochondrial respiratory chain complex III assembly
Cellular component (GO): mitochondrial inner membrane
Molecular function (GO): ATP hydrolysis activity; ATP binding
Source: RefSeq, a predicted model, not a curated record
GGAGCCGAUGCUCACUCGGAAGGUUGGAUAAGAAACACAGGAAAUACAGCAGAGGUCGCUUACUACCGGUCUACUGUGCUUUCAACUCACGCUUUAUUUGUAUGUCAUGGUUUAUUUUCCAAGAGCGCAUCGUUUCGGUAGGGCACCACAGUGAAAUGGAUUUUGAACGACGACAGUAAGGAUUUUGUUAUCAUGUUAUUGAAUAUUCAAUUGAAAACUUCAUCACCUGUCCUCAUUGCCGGACAAGAAAGCGUCGAAGUAACUCUAUGCUAUACUAAAACAAUGGUGGGAGGUUGAUUGUAUACAUACAUUAAUACAUCAUGCCACUGUCAGACAUUCUGGACAGUCUGAAGGACAACCCCUACUUCGGGGCUGGUUUUGGACUGGUCGGGGUCGGAACCGCCUUGGCGUUGGCCAGGAAAGGAGCCCAGGUCGGGAUGGUGUUUUUCCGCAGGCACUACAUGAUCACGCUGGAGGUUCCCAGCAAGGAUAAGAGCUACCACUGGCUCCUGAGUUGGAUCACCAAGCACGCCACUCGAACUCAGCACCUGAGCGUGGAGACGUCCUACAUGGCGCACGAAAGCGGACGCGUUCAAACCCAGUUCGACUUCCAUCCCAGCCCGGGAAACCACAUCAUCUGGUAUGGCCGGAAGUGGAUCAGGGUGGAGAGGACCAGAGAGAAACAGAUGAUUGACAUGCACACGGGUACCCCGUGGGAGUCAGUCACGUUUACCGCGUUGGGCCGAGACCGAAAAGUCUUCUUCAAUAUCUUACAAGAAGCCAGGGAGUUGGCACUGAAACAGGAGGAAGGACGGACGGUGAUGUACACAGCCAUGGGAGCCGAGUGGCGACCCUUUGGGUUUCCGCGGCGACGCAGACCCCUUAGCUCCGUGGUGCUGGAGACGGGUGUGGCCGAAAGGAUCGUGGAUGAUGUGAAGGAGUUUAUUGGAAACCCGAAGUGGUACACGGAUCGAGGCAUCCCAUACAGGAGAGGAUAUCUGCUGUAUGGACCCCCAGGAUGUGGAAAAAGCAGCUUUAUCACGGCUCUGGCCGGCGAGCUGGGCUACAGCAUUUGUUUGAUGAGUCUGAGCGACCGCUCGCUUUCGGAUGACCGUCUCAACCACCUGUUGAGCGUGGCACCGCAGCAAAGUAUCAUUCUGCUGGAGGACGUGGACGCCGCCUUCGUUAGCCGAGAGCUGCUUCCAACAGAGAAUCCUUUAGCCUACCAGGGAAUGGGAAGGCUGACUUUCAGUGGCCUGCUGAACUCUCUGGAUGGAGUGGCUUCAUCCGAGGCCAGAAUUGUAUUCAUGACCACCAACUAUAUCGACAGGUUAGAUUCUGCACUAAUCCGGCCUGGCCGUGUGGAUCUCAAGCAGUACAUUGGCCACUGUACCCACUGGCAGCUCAGCCAGAUGUUUAGACGCUUCUAUCCGGACCAAGCCGUCUCACAGGGUGAACGUUUUGCGACAUGUGCACUGGCGACCCGCACGGAAAUCAGUGCCGCUCAGGUUCAAGGACACUUUCUGCUGCACAAAAUGGACCCUGUGGGAUCGAUAGAAAACAUCGCCCAAAUAAAAGAAUGACAGAAGGAUUUUUUUUAAUGACUGUAACUUGAGGGGGAAAACAAUGAGUAACAGACUCUACAUUGGCUAUUGGCGAACAAACAAUGCUUGAUCGUGAAAAAAAGUGAGAUUGGUCCUGUAAUAACAUUUUGUGCAGAAGUUUUUAUGUACCAUUCAUUCUGUUUUCAAGUGUUUUUUUAAAAUGACAAUCAUGAUUCAAACUGUUGAAACUCAA